This is a messenger RNA of Lactuca sativa (garden lettuce), 1701 nucleotides long. Its product is annotated as receptor-like protein EIX2. Gene Ontology annotation, molecular function: protein binding. Lineage: Eukaryota; Viridiplantae; Streptophyta; Magnoliopsida; Asterales; Asteraceae. The record is from RefSeq and is a predicted model, not a curated record.
AUGAACAAGUGUUUGGAUAAGGAGAGAAAUGAUCUCCUUCUUUUCAAAGCUCCCCUUCAACACCAUGAUGAUAGUCUCUCUACAUGGAGAGCUGAUGAACAUGACUGCUGUAAAUGGAGUGGAGUCAUGUGCAGCACCCAAACAGGUCAUGUCACAGAGCUUUACAUUUCCGGUUGUAGUUUUGUAGGUGAGAUAAGCCGUUCAUUGCUUAACCUAACCUACUUGAAUAUUCUUGAUCUUUCCUACAAUUCUUUUCAUGUAACCAUUCCCACCUUCAUUGGUUCCUUGACUGAGCUAAGUUACCUUGAUCUUUCCUACAGUUCUUUCAAUGGAACCAUUCCCAGGUGCAUUGGUUCCUUGAGAGAAUUAAGGCAAAUUGAUCUUUCAAAUAACUCUCUUUAUGGAACCAUUCCUCCAGAGUUUGGAAACCUCACCAACUUGCAAUACCUUGACCUUUCAAAUGUUGGAAGGUGUAGAGUUGAAAACAUAGAGUGGUUGUCUCAUCUCUCUCUUUUGGAGGAUCUGAGAAUGGAUGGGAUUUCCCUAGCCACAACAAAUCAUUGGGUAGAUGCCAUUCUGAGUCUCCCAAAACUAACACAUUUAUCUUUAGGUGGAUGUGAGCUGUCACAGGUCGUGUAUCCAUAUUCUUCUUCAUUUCUCAACUCUUCUUCUUCUUCUUCAUCUAUUGAGUCCCUUCAUCUUGGAAACAACAAUCUCAACUCAUCCAUGUAUCGCUGGUUGCUCCCAUUAACCACCAAUAACCUCUGUUCUCUUGAUCUCUCUGGCAACAUGUUAGAUGGUAUACCCAAAUAUCUUGGUAACCUCUGUAGUUUGGUAAGUUUGAACUUCAGUGACAACUCUGCCAUUAUCAAAUUUCUUGAUUUUCUCACCAACUUGUCUGGAUGUACAUCGCUUACAUUAGCAGAUUUGAGUGCUUAUGGAAGCCAAUUUACAGGGUCAUUGUCCGAUGAGAUCCAAAAGUUUUCGUCCCUAGAUUAUUUGGACCUAUCUGAUAAUCACUUAAAUGGAAGUAUAAGUGAGAAACUGUGGGAACUACCCUGGCUCCAAACCCUUGACCUUUCUUUUAAUAAUCAUAGAGUUCCUUCCACAUAUCACUUGUCAAACAUCUCUUAUGUUAAAUAUCUUGAUCUGAGCUCUUGCAAGCUGCUAGGGCCUCGCUUCCCCAAAUGGAUUCACACAUUCAAAAAUCUUUACCAUCUUGAUCUUUCUAAUACUGGAAUUUCAGACACAAUUCCUUUGGAGUUUUGGGACGUGUGGCCUUAUCCUUUAACAUAUCUGAAUCUCUCUUCCAACAAUAUUAGUGGGAAAGUGCCAGAUUUAUUUUUAAUCUUUGACGCAUAUUCAGUGAUAGAUUUGAGUUCCAACAGCUUUUAUGGUCCAAUACCGAAAUUCUCUUUCGAAAUGGAAUCAAUAAAUCUUUCCAGAAACAAAUUCUCUGGAGGAAUCUCUUUCAUAUGCCAAGCUGUUUAUGGAUUCUUAUUAUUUCUUGACCUCUCUCAUAACUCAUUAAGUGGACAACUCCCGGACUGUUUGUGGAAUUUCGAUUCCCUAACAGUUCUUAAUCUGGGACACAACAAUUUCUUUGGUAGGCUUCCUCCCUCCAUUGGAUCUAUGAUACAACUCCAGGUGUUGUAUUUAUACGAUAACAACUUCUCUGGAGAAUUGUCUUUCUCUUUAUAA